Molecule: messenger RNA, 1491 nt
Organism: Phytophthora sojae
Lineage: Eukaryota; Oomycota; Peronosporomycetes; Peronosporales; Peronosporaceae
Exons: 1
Coding region: 1-1491 (496 amino acids)
Molecular function (GO): hydrolase activity, hydrolyzing O-glycosyl compounds
Source: RefSeq, a predicted model, not a curated record
AUGCUUUCUGUUCGAGCGCUCGGAGCUUCAGCUCUGACGUACGCCCUCCUGGUUACGCAGUCUCCCCGUGUUCUCGCCGCGGACUACACAGUUAAAACGGAUGCCUCGACGACAUUGAUCAGCUCGUGGGAAGGGUGGGGUACGUCGCUCUGCUGGUGGGCCAACGCCUUCGGAGACCGUGAGGACAUCGCCGACCUACUCUUCACGCAAAAUGAUACCGUGACGCUGAAGGAGGCGUCGUCUGGACUUCCGGCACUCGGGUUCAACAUCGCACGCUACAACAUCGGCGGUUCCAGUAAGAACGUAAUUGAUGACGCUGGUACUGAAAUCGCGAUGAAGGAGUCGCCUAACAUGCCGGCAUUCAAGGCCAUCGAAUCGUUCUGGUUGGACUGGGCCAGCAACGACACGACCAGCAAAAGCUGGGACUGGGAUGCCGAUGCGAAGCAGCGCAAGAUGCUGGAGUUGGCAACGCAGCGUGACGUCGACCUCACCGAGGCGUUCUCGAACUCGCCGCCAUGGUGGAUGAACAAUAAUCACGCUACUGCUGGUGGGGCUAGCGGAACGAAGGACAAUCUGCAAACCUGGAAUCAUGGCCAAUUUGCGCUUUACCUGGCUGCUGUCGUGAAGCAGGCGAAGGAGAGCUGGGGUGUCACCUUCGACUACGUCGAGCCGUUCAACGAGCCGAUGAGCUCGUGGUGGCAGUUCCCCGGUGGUCAAGAAGGCUGCCACUUUGAUGUGGCCACGCAGAAGGAUGUCUUGGUGAAGCUUCGCACGAAACUGGACCAGCUCGGACUGAAAGAUGUGGCCAUCGCGGCAUCGGACGAAAACUCGGACACCCAGACGCUAUCCACGCUGAACUCUAUGUCAACCGAUGCCAAAGUUAUGGCCACCAUUGAAAAGGUGAACACGCAUGGCUACGGUAACCGCGAGUCGGAUCGAGCACCCUUGAAGGCAUUAGUGAAGAAAGUGAACAAGAAGUUCUGGGACUCCGAGUAUGGCGAAAAGGACGCUACAGGGCUCAGCUUGGCUGAGGCUGUCGCUAUCAACAUCAACGAGAUGGGUGUGUCUGCCUUCGUGUACUGGCAGCCGUUUGACGGCGGAGGCUGGGGUCUCAUCAACUCGGCUCCGGGCAAUAUGACGAUUGGCACGGCCAACCCCAAGUACUACGCACUGGCGCAGUAUUCCCGCCACAUUCGACCUGGUAUGGCUAUCCUCUCUACGGAUGACAAGAAUACGGUCAUGGCUUACGAUGCGAAGACCAAGCUUCUCGUACUGGCGACAGUAAACUCGGGUACCGCUGCCUCGAAGGUCACGUAUAAUCUGGAGAGCUUUUCUAAGGUGGCGGGCCCGAUUAAUGCCUGGACGACCGAGACUAGCGGUACGGGCGCACUUUACAAGACGUCGAAGGUCGAGUUGUCGGGUACAACUUUCAGUGCGUCGAUUCCUGCCGCGUCGGUGAUGACGUUCGAGAUUCAGGGUGUUGCCAUGUAG